This is a messenger RNA of Merops nubicus (carmine bee-eater), 1297 nucleotides long. RefSeq names its product chromosome unknown open reading frame, human C6orf165 (gene CFAP206). Gene Ontology annotation, cellular component: axoneme; ciliary basal body. Gene Ontology annotation, biological process: sperm axoneme assembly; regulation of cilium beat frequency; regulation of flagellated sperm motility. The record is from RefSeq and is a predicted model, not a curated record. Lineage: Eukaryota; Metazoa; Chordata; Aves; Coraciiformes; Meropidae. The annotation marks the transcript as partial. The transcript is spliced from 9 exons.
AUGACUUGCCACCAGACCGACAGCGUCAUCAAGAAAAUAAUUCGAGAAAUCGGACAAGAAUGCUCCGCCCAGGGACAAAGCGUCUCUGAAACCUUGGUGGCAUUCGUGGUGAAAGCUGUUGGUUUAGAUCCAAGAAAUGCCUUCAGUGUGGAUCAAAUCCUUACCAAAGAAGAUAUGCAAAAUCUUGUUCAGCUCUGUGUUUCCAGGCUGCUUGACACAACAAACCCGUCCCUGAGCACAAUUAAGAUGCAAGUUUACUUUGAUACAAACUAUGCAAACCGAGGUGAAUUGCUCGGUGAGCAGCAGCGUGUUCUGGAGGGGAGGCUGGCUCCUGUGGUCAGAGACAUCACCGAUAGUCGGCCUCGCCUGCAGGAGGAGAUGCAGCACGUGUAUCAGAAGAUCAUUAGCUACGUGCUGCUGAGCUCUGGCCUGGGAUCCCCAACAGAUAUUGAGGUUGUCAGGGAGGUAACAGCUGCCCUGCAGAGUGUAUUCCCCCGGACAGAGGUGACUACUUUCAUCUCUCUCAGUAAGAAGAACAAGGAGCAACAGCUGAAGAACUUUGCCAUGCUAGUUACAGGAAUUCGUCUGUACAACAAGGAAUGUGGGAGAGGAGGAAGAAGCAUUGAUGACUUGCCAGCCAUUCUGAGUGAAGCCAUUCCGUCGGCGGCACGGGCUGCCGAGGAAGGUCUGAACACUUGCCAUGUGCUGGCCCACCAGUACACAGCUCUCUUGGAGGCCACGCAGGAAGACCAACACAGAUACACACAGCUUGGUCCUUUUAAAUUAAAAGAGGCACUGUUCAAUGUGAGACAAUAUGAGGCCUUCCUUUGCAUCCUUCUGUCUGAUGCGAUUACAAGUGCUCAAGAAGUUGAAAAGAUGAAUGUGCAGUUCACAGCAACAAUGGAGCAGCUGAAAAACACAGUGCAGAAUAAAGUUGCCAUAGAUACCAAGGAAGUUUUUCCUCUCUUCAUUGCACUUUCUAACCUCUGGACCAGCUUUCAGGAUGAGAUGCUGCUGUUAAGCUUCCUCACAAAUAUGAUUAACAAUCUGCAACAGUUCUCAGAAAUCCAGUCACAGCUUUUUCCUGAGGAAGUGCUAACAUCUCUUCUGGAAGGAGUGACUGUGAAAAGUGAUGAGGAAAGGAUAAGAGAAACCAUGGGAACCAGAGUGAAUGCUUCUGAUUUCAAGAACCAAGAAUGGUUUUAUCCAGAGACUACUGAUAAUUUUGAUCAGUUGCUAAUCCAGUACCAUGGUUUCUGUGCACAUGCAAUUGGUGUGAAAGGCCUCACCCUCCCAG